Molecule: messenger RNA, 6382 nt
Organism: Prinia subflava (tawny-flanked prinia)
Lineage: Eukaryota; Metazoa; Chordata; Aves; Passeriformes; Cisticolidae
Gene: IPMK
Product: inositol polyphosphate multikinase
Exons: 6
Coding region: 143-1441 (432 amino acids)
Biological process (GO): inositol phosphate biosynthetic process
Cellular component (GO): cytoplasm; nucleus
Molecular function (GO): inositol tetrakisphosphate kinase activity; inositol-1,4,5-trisphosphate 3-kinase activity
Source: RefSeq, a predicted model, not a curated record
GGGCGGCGCGGUGCGGGGUGAUGGAGUCGCGGGCCCUCGCCGCCCGCGCCCUGCUUGGCAGGGCCCGCUGAGGCCCGGCCGCAGCCGCCGCCGGAGCGCGGCCAGCCCCUGCCCGCCGCCGCCAGCCCCCCACGGCCGGGACAUGGCCACGGAGCCCCCGCGGCCGGCGGGGCGCCCCGAGGGCGGGCGCGGGUGCUGCGCAGGCGGCGGGCGCGGCGAGGCGGAGGAGGCCGAGGCCGCGGCCCAGCCGGUGCCGGGCGCCUCCCCGGGCCCCGCGGCGGCGGGGGGCGGCCGGCGGCGGGCGCUGAACGGAUGCGUGCCGCUGUCGCACCAGGUGGCCGGGCACAUGUACGGCAAGGAUAAAGGCGGCAUACUGCAGCAUCCAGAUGGAACUGUGCUGAAGCAGCUGCAGCCACCACCCCGUGGUCCCAGGGAGCAAGAGUUCUACAACAAGGUUUAUGACUCCAACUGUUGCGACAGCAUUCUUCUGGAGCUGCGGGAAUAUCUGCCAAAAUACUUCGGUGUCUGGUCACCACCUACUGCACCAAAUGAUACUUAUCUAAAACUGGAAGAUGUGACUCGUAAGUUUAAUAAGCCCUGCAUAAUGGAUGUAAAAAUUGGUCAGAAAAGUUACGAUCCAUACGCUUCAGCAGAGAAGAUACAGCAGCAGGUCAGCAAGUACCCCCUGAUGGAGGAGAUUGGCUUCUUGGUUCUUGGAAUGAGGGUGUACCACGUGUCUUCGGACAGCUAUGAGACACAAAACCAGCACUAUGGAAGGAGCUUGACCAAGGAAACAGUGAAGGACGGUAUCUCUAAGUUUUUCCACAGUGGGUACUGCUUGAGGAAAGAUGUGGUAGCUGCCAGCAUUCAGAAGGUUGAAAAGAUUUUGGAGUGGUUUGAGGGCCAGACACAACUCAACUUCUACGCGAGCUCCCUGCUGUUUGUCUAUGAAGGGUCGUGUCCAGCGACAGCUGUGCGGCUCAGCGAUGUCACCUUGGCAGAGAAGAGGAGAGUGCCCAAAGGCCUCUUAUCAGGUGGAGAUGUAUUGGAGUACAAUAAUAAUAUUAACGUAAUCAAUUCUACAGAGAACGGAAAGAUUGAAGCCUCUGUAAGCAAAGGCUUGUCUAAAUUUUACGCACUUCACAAAAAGGCGUGCUCCAAGAGGCACCACAGUCAGCUCUCGCUGAAAGUUGAAACCUCAGAGCAGGAUAACGUGUGGAAAACCAGCACAUGCAUUACACAGGAGCACCUGAACGGAAAUGUUCUACCCCAACUGGAAAAAGUUUUCUAUCACGUGCCAGCAGAGACCAAGGAAAGUGCAAAUGUCGAUGUCCGAAUGAUUGAUUUUGCUCAUGUGUUUCCUAGCAACACAAAGGAUGAGGGCUAUAUUUAUGGUCUGAAGAAUCUACUCACAGUACUGCAAAAUAUUUUGGAUAACUAAAUUCUUUGCUAUGUUUUUUAUUGGGGGCCAACGAUAAAGAGCAACAACAUGAAGAAUUUCUGCACUUGUAGUUCUGUAUAACUGGGUUUGUAUUGUUCUAUAUUUUAUUUGUCUUUGUACUUUUGGUAGAAGGGUUUAACUUUUUAUAAUUUCACUCAGGAAAAAUAUUGAUAGUUAAUUAGGAAGUGUGAAAGGAUGAAGAUACUUGAGAUAAAGCAAGAUAGGUUAAUUAACAGAAUGAAAUGUCUGUGGUUGGUUCAAGUCCAAGGACCACCAGAAGCAAGGGUGAUGUUAGUUUCUCUAAUGACUUUAGCAUAGGUGACAUUUUUGCCCAUUCAGCCUUGACACUGAGCCGCAUCUCCAUUAAGAGGUGUUCAGAAAAUAGACUGAAAGUUGUAAGGUGCAGGAUUGAUGUCCUCAGUACUGCCCUUGUGUUUACCGUAUUUGAAUAACUGGAGUAACUCUGCUUGGAGAGAAAUCCCGUUCUGAGUCAGCAGUCUCACCUGAAGCCAGUGCAUCCCAAAGUGCUUUUCCACAUCAUGGGACAAUAUUGUUGUUCUUUCAGUCCUUCCCCUUCGUGGAUGUCCGUAGCCGGUGUUCACCACAGAUGAACUACCAUGUAAUUUGUGUUGAGGUGCUAAGAAAAUGCUGGAGUACAAUACCACAACAGGCUUAAACUGCACAACUUGUAGAGAAACUGUUCGUUCUUAAGAAUGAGUGAAAGAAGGCAAAUGCAAGAUGUUCCAGGAACUAAUUUGGUUUCAGAGAUGCUCAGUCUGUUAAUGGAGAGUCUGAUGCUGUGAUUAAGGAAAAUGUCUCACUCUGUUCUCAUGGCCCUUCUCCGACAACCUCGCUUUAAAAAGCAAACUGGUAGAAUGGGGAAAAAGUGUUUGGGGUGAGUGUACCGAGCUGUGCUGGCUGUGAGCCCCCUGCAUUCCUGCAGUGGUGUUUGGUGCUUCCUCUGCUGGGGAGCACUGCCUGGAGCCAGCAGCAGCAGAGGCGGAGGAGCCUCCUGCGAGACCGUUCAGCCCCGGAGCUGCCAGCUGUGCCGCGUGCGCCGGCGGAGCCGCGGCUCUCCCGUCCCGCCUGCACACACUGCAGGUUUCUUCAGCGACACACAGGCAAGCUGUGUGGUUUGAAAGCUGUCCCAUUCCCUUCCUUUUCACCAGAAAAAUUCAACUUUUCUAUGGAAUACUUGAGAUCAGGAUGAUGUAUCCAAAGCAAUUUUGGUGUGUCUCUUCUGUAUGCUGUGCUGCCAUGCUUAUUACAGUGAACUGUAUGGAAAGUGGGAAGGGAGGAGUCUUGCCAUCCCUGGAGCAAGAUUUUAAUGCUUAAAGCAUUUCCAGGAUGAAAAUGUUUUAGAAUUAAUUUGGUCAUUGGAAACAUACAUCUUUUUCAUGUGGACUUAGUGACCCUGUGGCCUUGCUGCUCUCUGUAUGAUGUUCUGCACUAUGCACUCAGCUGUGUACACAUCUUGACAAGUUCUUCAUUGGACAUCUGUUUUCUACAUGACAAAGAGAUUCAUACUUUUUCAAGCUGUUUUAAAUAAAGCUGAAUUUUUAGCUCUAUUUGAGAGCUGGGGUUAAUUGGGAGAAACAGGGUAUUACUAUGUGUAGAAUUACAUGGUUUAAACUUUAGAGCUCCUAUUGGCCAAUAUAUUCAAGACUGAAACCAACCUUUCAGUAGCAUGAUGUUUCAGAAGUAUAGGAAACGGGGCUUGCAGGAAAGGUGAGACCAGUGUGUUGAAAAUUUUAUGGGAAAUACAGUGAAGUCUGAGGGGGAAAAUACCAGGAAGAAAGGGACUUUUUUUCCUACCUGGUAUUUCUCUUGCACCUUAUAGUUAAUAUAUUCCCAACUCUCUGUGAAUUAAUUUAAGCCAUAUUCUAGAAAGAGUUUGUGGUUUUGUUUGCUUUGUCGCUGGUUUCUCUGUUAAGAUUUUGUUGUUCUAUCCCGUAAAUAGUCAACACUAGAAUAGUCCAGACUGGUAGUGGCCUUGUAUCAUAAAGUUACAAGGUUUUAUAGGAAAAUAUGGGCAAAAACAUUUCAACAUUAUCAUUUUUGUCCUCUGUAAUUCAUCUCUUCUGGAUUUUAAUCCAUUUUGUACCAGAGAAAUGAGGCAUUUUCCUCAAGUCAGUUAUUGGAAAAUGAUUAGUAUGCACUUAGUACCAUGCACUCUCCUGUCUCUGCUUUAAGAUACAUGUCCUCGGUGUUUGAAUGCUCUUUAAGUAUUGAUUGUUUUGUUGGCUAUGGCAGUAUUUGUAACAUGCCUGGAAUAUUGUCAACCUGUCAGAAUAUUUUGAAUAAAAAAAAUUUUAUCUUGGUUUUUGUACCAGUAGUUAUUAUGAAUGUAUUUCUGAUAAUUUAAAAUGUAGCUUGAGAAAUAACAGUAUUUUUCAUUGGAAAUUGUGUAAAUAAAGCUUGCUGUGGAGAUAUUUGGGCAUAGUACCAGCUGUGAGUUUGAGCCUGCAAAGGCCUUAUGUUCACACUUCUUGCAUAUUUUAAACACGGUGUGUGUUGUGUCUGAACCAAUUGUUUUCACUUACAAUUGGCAGUGUAUUCACAGAAAUCAUUAAACAGAAUCUGUAAUUAAUCAGAAGAUAAGGAGGGAGACAAUGGGUCACUGAGCUGAUGUGCUCUCAGUGAUUGAUCUCCCUCUCAGCAAUGCCCUUUUGUUCUCUGGACAGAGUACACAGGACAGGCAACCAUUACAUGGCAAUCUUGACAGGAAUAGUUACAGGCUUGUAGGUGUUCGUGUCCCAUAAACAGAGGGGACAGAUUGCCCAGACUGGUGUGGUGUAGCUGGGUGCGAGGCCUGCUGGGGAAACUGAUGAUUUUAAGCAAUAAGAGUUGGGUUUAGCAGAGCCAGCUCUCAAAAAGGAAGAACUCACGCAGCAUUGUCGCUCGUGGACUCUGAGAUACAGGCCACUGAAGCCUUUCUGCCUAGGGGAUGUGAGAACUGGGCUUAGGCUUACCUAAGGAGAGCUUGAGUUAUAUAAAGUUUUAUGAAAAGCAUUUACAAAUGUAUUUUUGAAUAUGGGUGAAAUUUGUUGCAUAAAUUACAUUGGAAGUUACUAUAUAAUACUGUAUUACCACUAUGAAAUACUUAAAAUACUCCAUUUGUUUUAUGAACUGAACUGGAGACUUCACUUGUAGUUGUGAUUCUGAUGAAACUUGUACUGUUUUGGGUUUUUUCUACUGUAAUGCAUAACCAGAGUGUUCUUGUCCAUAAUCUCACAGUUUCAUGGGAACUUUUAGAAGUACUGAGUAGAUUAGGAAAUCACUGAUUUCCAUUAUUUUGAUUAACAAAAGCGAGCGUGUUCUUAAAAUAUUUCAGUGCAGGUAAUAUUGUAAGUAAUGUUAACAUGCUACAAAUCUAAAACCCCAGUAAAACUUCCUCACCUGCAGAGAGCUCCUGGUGCAAGUCUGGGUUGUGCAGGGUUUAAAUUGGGUUUUCUGAGGUGUGACAGCAGCAGUGGUGAAGGAAUGGCCGUGUCAGGUGUGCAGGGUGUUUACAUUGUGAACCUCAAACCAUUGCAGUGGCCUGCUCGCCUCAUCGUGGGAAGCACAGUCAGAUGUGGGAAGGCACUGGAAGAAUGGAGACUCACGUGUACACUUGCUGUUUAAAGUUAGGAAUAGUUGUUCAUCCUCCUCAUUUCUUCAGGUUUUUUUUUCCCUACAUGCAGUUUCCUCCUGAGUGCCCCUGCUACAGGUGGCAUCGUGAUGGGAAUUUGUAUUUCCUAAAAUCUUAUGCCCAGUAACUCCUGUGGAAGUGCCGCUAUUGAAAAACACCGUAAAAUGCCUCAAGUGCUGUGGGAAUACGCUCUGCCCUGGAAGAGCAGGAGUGGCUGCUGGUGGACAGCAGGAUUUGAUGGGAGACUGGAUCGUAGCCUUGGUGCAAGUUCUUUACUUGAGAGAUGAAGAGGACAUUCUGGGGGCAAGGUGAGUGACUGAACUGGGGAGUUUUCCUUCCCUCACUGCAGUUAGGUGGGGAUUUGUGUUUAAGGAGGCAGCACAGCAGGGAGCAGUGAGUUCCUGAGGAGCCCUGAGCAGGACACGGUGCGUGCUGGAGCACAGAGCAGGGCUGUGGGUAAGAUCCAAAGGCUGCAGAUCUCCAGGUGUCCCACAGAGAGAACGUGUUGUGCUUAUUCAUCGGGUUAAAACAGGAAUUCGUCACCAUAGCCACAGGCCAAAUCGUGUCUGCUUUUCAUGUUCACAGCCAUCUGUAAAUGAAAGCUGCAGUAGAAAAUUGUCAUCCAAAGGGCAAAUAUGUUUGAAAGGGAAAAAUAAGCAAACUGAGGGUUGUACCGCAGAAAACGUGUUUCAGUAAACAUCUUUAACUCUGUUCUUGUUCAGUGGAGAUGGGCCAUGUGGAUUUGGAGUUUAAUUUGUUAUGUGACAUGCAGUAGCAAGGUCAGAAGAAAGGUGCUUCAGAACACCUUAGUUUGAAUUAUGUACAUUGGUUCAAGUAGUUGUUUUUUUUCAUAGGUCACUUUUUAAAAAAGAAAGUAACUUCCAAAUACAACGUGUGUUGCACCUGACUAAAUGAAACUACAGUGCACAAAGGCACUUUAAUCCUCUGGGAGCUGUACUGGAACGUAGAUGAAACCAUGUGAAAUUGCACCUGAUGCCGUGUUGUUAAUAGUUUUUGAGAUUUAAAGUUCUACAUUCAUUAUGGUUGAUGAAUGAAUGUGUCUAGUCUCAGUUUCUUUGAUCCAAGUGUCUAAAGCUGCCCCUCAAUCUCCUCUGAUCUGUAUGUGUCAUUUCAUUUGCUAUUUUCUGACAUUCCUGGACCACAGGGAGUAUUGUUAAUAUUACCCGUGUUUAUUUUAUAGAACAUUGUACUGUGCUAUCUACCAACUUUUGUAACUUAAUUAUUAGUGAUAUUUAGGCUCAUUCUAAUAGCUGUAUAUUUGGCAAAUUAUUAAAAUUUUCUGUAAGUGA